AUGGCCAACUAUAUCAAAGAUAUUCAAGAAAUACCGAACUUGAAACCACCCAGUGAGACAUUUGUUGAUGACCCAACUUCAUUAAGCGAUAUUCACUUGGAAGAAUUGGUUUUUGAUUUGAGUAAUGGGUUAAAGAAUAUCAACAACAUUCAUAUACUUCAUGUCAUUUACAUUUAUUCCCUGUUUAUAAAGUUCACAGUCAUACUACAACAGCAUCCAUCACUUUUCCGCAAAUUUAGACAGCAACAGUUGCAACAGUUGCACAAAGAAGAAGAAGAAUUUGAACAGAAGAAGAAUUACUGCACCUUGAAGAAAAGAAGAAUCGGUGAUGGAUCAAAUGGAGAAGAAUGUUAUGGUACCGCUACGACUCAUCCGGACUCCUUUACUAUCAUGUCGCCACCAAUAUCACACACCAACUCAACAUCCACAAACACGCUAGAGUCUUCUUCUACUUCCACUUUGAAUACGGAUGAGCUGGGUGGCAAAUCAACUUCAGCGGAUUCAGUUGAAGCUGCUUCGCCAAUAGGUUCUGAUGACGAUGAAGGCAAGACAGUUGUGGGUGAAUCUCAUGCAAAUGGCAAUGAAUUCCCCCAAGUCAUGGUAUUGGACAAAUGCGACAGUGAUGAGGUAUUAUUCAAUGAUGAAAACAUUGACAACAUCAAUUUUAAUUACAGCGGGAGUAGAGAGGAUGGCAGUGAAUGCCUGUCUCCGGGAAAAUACGUUCCUAUCGAGACGCUACUCGCACAAUUCAAAUUGAGCGAAGUGAACAACUCAUCAGAAGAAGAGCUUCCCGUUGCUAUGACUGCAACAACAACAACAACAACAACAACAACAACAACAACAACAACAACCUUCAAAUUGAAUAUUCCCACCACCGAGACCAACUUUGCAAAAUCAAUACUAUCUGAAAUUGAAUACGCUCAGCGAAAAGACAAGACCCAUUCCGACCAACUAGUCAAAGUUUUCCAGCUUAUCAAAACCCCCAGUUUACCAAUUGAUAAAUUCCUAUUAAGAAUCAAACAAUACUCACCAUCCAUCUCCAUAGCAGCUUAUCUCCACUCCAUAUACAUCCUAUUCAAAUUAACAACUUUGUUAGCAACAGUAUCACUAACAACAAACAACUCAUACCGCUUCGUAAUUGGCUCUUUAAGAACAUGCACGAAGUUGUUGGAUGACGUUUAUCAAAAACAACAGAAUUUCACUCAUGUCGUGGGAGUCAGUUUACGAGACUUGUCUAAAAUUGAACUCAAUUUCGUCUAUUUGACAAAUUUCAAUUUCAAUCUACAAUGUUUGGAUCAAAGCUUAGCUCGAUUUUUACAGGUUGAGUUUGUCCAGUUGUGCCAAUUUAUAAAGUUGGAGUUGAAUGAGGUUUACAAUGAAGUGAUUAACAGUUUUUGA
Messenger RNA from Lodderomyces theae, 1398 nucleotides. RefSeq lists its product as uncharacterized. The transcript has a single exon. The record is from RefSeq and is a predicted model, not a curated record. Gene Ontology annotation, cellular component: nucleus; cyclin-dependent protein kinase holoenzyme complex. NCBI's taxonomy places the organism in Eukaryota, Fungi, Ascomycota, Pichiomycetes, Serinales, Debaryomycetaceae. Gene Ontology annotation, biological process: regulation of cyclin-dependent protein serine/threonine kinase activity. The coding region runs from base 1 to 1398 and encodes 465 amino acids. Gene Ontology annotation, molecular function: cyclin-dependent protein serine/threonine kinase regulator activity; protein kinase binding.